Messenger RNA from Sinocyclocheilus grahami, 2733 nucleotides. Its product is annotated as DNA topoisomerase 3-alpha-like. Gene Ontology annotation, molecular function: DNA binding; DNA topoisomerase type I (single strand cut, ATP-independent) activity; zinc ion binding. Lineage: Eukaryota; Metazoa; Chordata; Actinopteri; Cypriniformes; Cyprinidae. Bases 283 to 2679 code for a protein of 798 amino acids. The transcript is spliced from 13 exons. The record is from RefSeq and is a predicted model, not a curated record. Gene Ontology annotation, biological process: DNA repair; DNA topological change; DNA recombination. Gene Ontology annotation, cellular component: nucleus; RecQ family helicase-topoisomerase III complex.
AAUUUUGUUGGAAAAAUACUCAACACAGCAACCAGAUUCUAGCACAUUGCUUUACGGUAUUUUUUUACGACAAUUCUCAUCAGGCGCCGGAAUUGUUUAUUCAUCUGCUGUGUUCGCACUUAAUUAAAAAAAUUACUGAGCGUUUUAUCAAAGACAUUACGUUUACGCUGAUAUGUUUUUAUCUCAGUUAACUUAUAGGUUUUAUGUUGUUUAACAAGCUGUUAUUUUGAUGUAAUGUCCGGGGUGUAACUUACAGUGAUCAUGCGCCGCUAGAUCACAGUGAUGAACGUUUUGUUUAGAUCACUAGGAGUGAUUGGCAGUCGAUUUUAUAGACAAAUAUCUGUAAACAUGAUAAGGCGCACUCAGAUUAAGAAAGUGCUUUGUGUUGCUGAGAAAAACGAUGCAGCCAAGGGCAUAGCAGAGAUCAUGUCAAAUGGGAGGUCGAGAAGAAGAGAAGGUUACUCUGUUUACAACAAAAUAUAUGAGUAUGAAUACAACCUGUUUGGUCAAAAUGUAGCUGUAUGCAUGACAUCUGUAUCGGGACAUCUCUUGAGUCUUGAAUUCAAAGCUCCUUUUCAGAAAUGGCAUAGUUGUAAUCCAGUCCUGUUGUUUGAUGCUGAGGUGGAGAAGUACUGCCCUGAGAACUUUAUACCGAUCAAAAGGACUUUGGAGAGAGAGGUGAGACAGUGUCAAGCUCUGGUCAUUUGGACUGAUUGUGACAGAGAAGGAGAAAAUAUCGGCUUUGAGAUCAUUGAUGUUUGCAAAGCAGUGAAGCCAAACGUUCAGGUCUUCCGUGCACGGUUCUCUGAGAUCACCUCAAACUCCAUAAGGAGAGCCUGUGAGACCCUUACUGAGCCGGAUAUCAACAUCAGUGAUGCGGUGGAUGUGAGACAGGAGCUGGAUCUCCGCAUCGGCGCAUCAUUUACCAGGUUCCAGACAUUACGCUUGCAGAAGAUAUUCCCAGAAUCUCUCUCUGAUCAGCUCAUCAGUUAUGGCAGUUGUCAGUUCCCGACCCUUGGCUUUGUGGUAGAACGGUUUAAAGCCAUUCAAGCCUUCGUCCCUGAAACUUUCUUUAAAAUCAAAGUUGUCCAUGAGCCUAAUGAAGAGGAAUCGGUUGAAUUCAGCUGGAAAAGACAUCGUCUUUUCAAUCACACAGCAUGCCUUGUGUUGUAUCAGAUGUGCGUGGAGGAUCCCAUGGCAAAAGUUAUAUCUGUAACUAGUAAACCAAAAAACAAAUGGCGACCUUUACCCCUUGACACUGUGGAACUUGAAAAACUGGCUUCAAGAAAACUGAGGAUAAGUGGAAAAUAUGAGAGCCUGAAGCUGAGAACUGUGAGACAGGAUGUUCAGACUCUUAAUGGCGCUACGGUGUCCUUCACCCUCAUUCCUAAAGCGCAUCCAACUAAGUCCUAUGUCAUCAGUCAAGCUUUCACUGCUGACGAGUUAUCCUUGUCCGAACAUUCUUACCCUGUGAAAUCUCUCCAGCGACGCUACCCUCUUCUCCGUCAGCUUCCUCAAACAAUUUAUCUACUAGGUACCAACUUCAUUGGAGGCAAUAAAGAGCUACUGGAAUCCUAUAAAUCCUUAACCCCUGACCUUCAAGCAGCUCUGGCCAAGCAGAAGAUUUUCUUCCAAUUUAAUCCUCCACACGCGCCCCACUUUGGUGGAACCUGGGAGCGCGAAAUACGCUCCAUCAAAAUUGCCCUGGAGACCACCCUUGGUGCUCAAACUUGUAUUAACAAAAUAAAGAGGGUAAUUUUAAAUACUGCUUUUGGUUUUAUUCAUAUAAUCUUUGACAGGCUGAAGUUUAAAUUCAAGAGGGGAAGUUUGCCACUUAUGAUGCCCCUUGAAUUUGUUGGAUGCAUCGGAGGAUGUGAUGAGACUCUCAGAGAGGUCUUAAACUUGAAAUAUAUCCGAAGAGGAGAAGCAGAAUCUGGCUCUCGGGCACAUACCAGCUCUGGAUCAAAUCAGCAUCAUGUACCUAGAACCAGCUCAGCACCUCCAUCCAGGGUGGAGAAUGUUAGACCUCCAGCACCCAGAGCCAACGGCAGCCGCCCCCCAGCCAGUCUGCCACCUCCACGGGCAGCACAACCACCAGCUUCAGCCCAGGGCGGUGCCAUUGUGUGUAACUGUGGUCAGGAUGCCAUUCUUCUCACUGUUCGCAAAGAGGGUCCCAAUCAAGGCCGUCAGUUCUACAAGUGCAACACAGGAGACUGUAAGUUCUUCCUGUGGGCUGAUCAGCCGGCUGAGCAGGCACCGCCUGGAGAGAGCAGAGGACCCCUGGGUCAGAAUUCUCAACCUCCCAGGCCCUCAAUUAGCUUUGGGAAUGUACCUCAGCAGAGGCAAAACAACAGAGGAUCUGGAGGUGAUGAUGGUGAAACUAUGUGUAACUGUAAUGAGCCUGCAGUGACUAGGACCGUCAUGAAAGAUGGACCAAACAAGAGCCGAAUGUUCCACACCUGCGGGAAACCACGUGAUCAGCAGUGUGGGUUCUUCCAGUGGGCGAACGAAAAUGUGGCUCCAGCCACAGAUUUCUCUGGAGGAAAUGGUGCCAGACAUCCUGGGAACAAAAAGGCCAGCACUACCUCAAACAAGCCUCCCACUGCCAAAAGGCAGAGAACCUGUGGAAUAUGUCAUGAGCCGGGUCACACACGGGUCACCUGUCCACAGGGCACAUGAAAAUAAAUGGUUCAUGCGAUUUUUGUAAAAUGAAAAACAUGUAAAUUAAAUCAA